GUAAAGCUCGGACGAUCUUUUCCGGGUCGAAAAAUUAGCACACCCAUGAAUGUGAGCUAGCGGGCCCGAGUUCUUCAUUUAAAAAAACCCGAAAGAAAACAUAAUCGGACAUUUAAACACCGCCAGUACAGAACAUUCCAGUGUAUCGUUCUGUAACCAUAUGACACAGCAAUGCCGGGGCUCAGCUGUCGAUUUUACCAGCACCGGUUCCCAGAGGUGGAGGAUGUUGUGAUGGUGAACGUGAGGUCCAUCGCUGAGAUGGGCGCCUAUGUCAGCCUCUUGGAGUACAACAACAUCGAGGGCAUGAUCCUUCUGAGCGAGCUGUCGCGUCGACGUAUCCGCUCCAUCAACAAGCUCAUCCGCAUAGGCCGCAAUGAGUGCGUGGUCGUCAUCCGAGUAGACAAAGAAAAGGGAUACAUUGAUUUAUCAAAAAGAAGAGUUUCUCCAGAGGAAGCCAUCAAGUGUGAAGAUAAGUUCACCAAAUCCAAAACUGUGUACAGCAUCCUGCGACACGUGGCAGAAGUGCUGGAUUACAGUAAGGAUGAGCAGCUAGAAAGCUUGUACCAGCGCACUGCCUGGGUCUUUGAUGAAAAAUACAAGCGGCCAGGAUACGGAGCUUAUGAUGUCUUCAAACAGGCUGUAUCAGAUCCCGCCAUUCUGGAUGGUCUGGACCUAACAGAGGAAGAGAGGAGCGUGCUGAUUGAUAACAUCAACAGGCGACUCACUCCACAGGCUGUCAAAAUCAGAGCAGACAUUGAAGUGGCAUGCUACGGGUAUGAGGGCAUUGAUGCAGUGAAGGAAGCUCUGAGGGCUGGGCUGGGCUGUUCCACAGAGGCCAUGCCCAUCAAGAUCAACCUGAUCGCUCCCCCUCGCUACGUGAUGACAACAACCACUCUGGAGCGCACAGAGGGUCUGUCUGUCCUCAAUCAGGCCAUGGCUGCUAUCAAGGAGAAGAUUGAAGAGAAGAGAGGCGUCUUUAACAUCCAGAUGGAGCCCAAGGUGGUGACAGACACGGAUGAGACAGAGCUCGCCCGGCAGCUGGAGAGGUUAGAGCGGGAGAACGCCGAGGUGGAUGGAGACGAUGACGCCGAGGAGAUGGAGGCCAAAGCAGAGGAUUAGAGUCGUUCCUCGGAAGAAGGAUGGAGGGAAAAACAUCAGAGGAGAAAAUGUGGACAGACCUGGCCACAGUCGCUCAGUCCAACAGAUGUUAACUUUCACAUUGCAAACAUUAACUGGCGUUAAUAGUUCAUUGGCAAACAUUCAGGUUUGUUCAUUAGCAGGAUUUGUCUGAGGAUGGUCACUCAAAAUACUGUCUUCUUAUCCAGACAUGGACACAAGGAAACGUUAAAUUACAAAUUACACACCAAUAUAGUUUCUAUUUUUAAGUACACCGAUUUGAAUAAAUAAUAACUCUAAAACAACAAAAGCUGUUUACAAGCAGUGGCCUUCACUUGCGUCUUGCUUUAAGAGCCCAGUGUCUUCAGUAUCCAUGGCGCUUCAUCUCUGGCUGGUCACUGGAUGUGAUUGAUAUAUGGGGAAACGCAUAUGCUCGUCUGUCUCUACACCAGUCAGAGGUGACUUGAUUUUGUGCUGUUUCUCUUCCAGUUUAAAGGGUUUUUACUGACGAGACCUGCUCUUGUUCAGCUCACAUGGCAUCAAUAAAGCUCUGGAAGUUUUGAUCUCAA
Messenger RNA from Seriola dumerili (greater amberjack), 1685 nucleotides. RefSeq names its product eukaryotic translation initiation factor 2 subunit alpha (gene eif2s1b). Gene Ontology annotation, cellular component: eukaryotic translation initiation factor 2B complex; multi-eIF complex; eukaryotic translation initiation factor 2 complex. NCBI's taxonomy places the organism in Eukaryota, Metazoa, Chordata, Actinopteri, Carangiformes, Carangidae. Bases 172 to 1119 code for a protein of 315 amino acids. The record is from RefSeq and is a predicted model, not a curated record. Gene Ontology annotation, molecular function: translation initiation factor activity; ribosome binding; RNA binding. The transcript has 8 exons.